Molecule: messenger RNA, 1112 nt
Organism: Cuscuta epithymum
Lineage: Eukaryota; Viridiplantae; Streptophyta; Magnoliopsida; Solanales; Convolvulaceae
Source: the annotation of a GenBank genome assembly
AAAAAACAUGUUGUGCUAUGAGCCUAUGACGGAGUAAAAGCGAAGGAAGGAAGAAAGUACUCACAAUUCAACAAUGGCGAGGAGGAGAUUUUUGUUGUUGCUGAAACCUCUUGACGUGUACCCAUCGCACUACUCCAAUGGCCAUCUCACUUCACACUUCACGAACCCUAAGAUACUUAAACAUCUAGAUAACAGGCGACUAGUUCAUAGAGAUGCUAUAAGUUUCUGCCAGAAUGUGUUGAGGAAAAAGUUUAUUGACUGUGUCUCUGUCUCCCGUCAUGAGUUGUCCCAGCCAGUCCGCGAUGUGGAUCUAGUUCUUACCAUUGGUGGCGAUGGCACAUUGUUACAGGCAAGCCAUUUUUUGGACGAUACAGUUCCUGUUCUUGGAGUGAACUCUGACCCAACUCAACCAACAGAGGUGGAAGAAUUCAAAGAAGAUUUUGAUGCUACAAGGAGCACCGGCUAUCUUUGUGCUGCCACUGUUAAUAACUUUGAACAAGUAUUAGAUGAUAUUCUUGAGAAACGUUCCAAGCCUUCUGAAGUGUCAAGGAUGUUAAUUUCUCUCAACUCCCAAAACCUGCCAACUUAUGCUCUUAAUGACGUUUUAGUUGCCGAACUUAGUCCUGCCACAGUCUCAAGGUUCUCAUUCAGAAUAAAGAAAGAGGGAUUGUCAUGUUCCCCUUUGGUCAAUUGCAGAUCAAGUGGUUUGAGAGUGUCAACGGCAGCUGGAUCAACGGCAGCUAUGCUAUCCGCAGGUGGAUUUGCUAUGCCUAUUCUGUCAAAGGACCUCCAAUAUAUUGUGAGGGAACCCAUUUCUCCUGGUGUAAAUCGUGGAUUCAUGCACGGAAUUAUAAAGCCAAAUGAGCUGAUGGAGAUUCAGUGGCAAUGUAAAGAGGGAAUGAUAUGCGUUGAUGGGUCCCAUGCCGUUUGUCAUCUCCAGCUUGGGGAUAUAGUUGCACUAUCUCCUGCUGCUCCCAUUUUGAAAGUCUUUUUGCCUAAACAUUUGUUAUCAUGAGAUGUGGAUAAUAUUCUUAAUGACAAAAUCAAUUCUAUAUAAUAGAAGCAUAAUUUUCUGCAUUCUGCUAUUCCAUCCAAUUUUAUUAUUUCUCGAC